CUGCAAGUUAAGGAACAAGGAAAGGAACAUAACGACGGUGUUGUUUGUCGUCAUUCGUCAGUCUGCUGAGCUUCGGUGUGGUAUUUGUGUCAUCAAGCGACUUGUCUGUGCCGAACUAAAAACUCUGAUAAAUUCUCCUUUUACAAAUAGUUACGAAAAAACCUAGUGACGUAGUUGUGCUUUUUUAUAAUGCAUGGUUUAUAAUUAACUUAGAUGAAGGUAAUAUUUCGGAACAUGUGAAGAGUAGGCUACUACGUAUGAAGUGUUGCUAAUUCUGUUCUAAGGCCAUUGUUUGUUCUCUUAAACUUUGUGGUGAAUAGUAAAUCAAACCUGUUGUUAAGUGUAAUUAAAUAUUCUUCUAAGAUGACUGAAAUAAGUCAGUCUUUGAAGAAUAGGGUCUAUUAUGCUGCUCGAGAUGGAAUGGCUGUCACACUGUGUGCAUUGUUAUCAGACAGAGAUGAAGAUGUGGUUAAGGAAUUAGUCAAUCAGGAAGUGAUAGACCCAGAGGGCCAGAGAUGUACACCAUUGAUAGUAGCAGCAAGGCAUGGGCACGACAAAGUUGUCAAAGUCUUCCUCAACAAGUUCUCACCAGACAUCGAGCAGGAAGGUUCUGUCAAGGUGGACAGCUACGUCAUCGAAGGUGCUAGCGCUUUGUGGUGUGCAGCAGGUGCAGGUCACCUGAAUGUAGUGAAGACUCUGGUGAAAGCGGGGGCUAAUGUCAACCAUCCGACUCUGACCAACUCCACACCACUAAGAGCAGCUUGUUUUGACGGUAGACUCGACGUUGUCAGGUACUUGACCGAACAUGGGGCUGACAUCCACAUUGCCAACAAGUACAACAACACCUGCCUCAUGAUCGCAGCUUACAAAGGACAUCUUGAUGUGGUUAGUUACUUGUUGGAGAAGGGGGCGUUGCCAGAUGAGAAGGCUCACUGUGGCGCCACUGCCAUGCACUUUGCUGCAGAAUGUGGACACACUAGCAUCGUCAAGGAGCUCCUCGACUACGGAGCGCACAUAACCAAAAAUGAGAUCGGAAUGACACCACUGUUAGCAGCAGCGGAAAGGACUAGGGUGGAUGUUGUGGAGUUCUUGGUUACUAGGCCAGAGAUCUCUCUCGAAGAAAGGAUUGAUGCUUUGGAACUACUUGGAGCCUCCUAUGCUAAUGAUAAGGACCACUACUGUCUCAACUCCGCAUAUCAGUACUUGCACCAGACUAUGCAGCUCAGGUGGAGUAACUCCGAGGGUACUAUCUUGAAGCCCAAAGUUCCCCCAAUCCCAGCAUACGGCAAUUGGGUAGAGACUCAAACACUGGAGGAGUUGGAAGCUAUCAGGAGUAAUAGCAGCGCCUUGCACAUGGAGUCCCUUGCAAUCAGGGAGAGGAUACUGGGCCAGCACAACCCUGAGGUGCCCCACUCAGUGAUAUUCCGCGGAGCAGUGUUUGCAGACAAUGCCAGGUUCGACCGGUGUAUACAGCUGUGGCUGCACGCUCUUUACCUGUGUCAACUCAACAAGGCCUCUGUUGUGAAGGAUCUGCUGAGGUUCGCACAGGUGUUCUCACAGAUGAUCCAUGUUGGCGUGGAUCUGACGUUUGCCCACGUCGAGAGCGUGCUGGCUGCUGCAGUGCUAGAGUUGGAGAGGAACAAGGAGAAGAUUGCAAAUCCUGGACCGAAGGAUGAUGUUGCCCAGAUCACUGAGGAGAUGGAGAGCAAUGUGAUCACCGCCUUGUAUAUACUGGUGAUACUGACCAAGCUAAUGAAGACCUGCAAUGCUAAGGAGGAAUAUAGAGUCCACCAGUUGGUUUUCAGGCUCAAUAAACUGCAAGUUGCAUCAAGGCAUGGACAGACUCUGCUCCACCUGUGCGUAAAUGCUGAGACACCUGUCGACAACUUUCACACCAAUGAUGUAUGCAAGUUUCCGUGCUCUGCUACGGCCAAGCUCUUGAUACAGUGUGGUGCCGAUGUCAAUGCCAUGGACAGGGACAGGAACACUCCACUCCAUAUCAUUGUCUGUUACCAAAAGCCCAUCAGUGAUUUCUUGACUUUACACUCAAUUAUAAUGGAACUCACGGAGGCAGGGGCACACAUGGACACUGUCAAUACUUCGGGCAAAACUCCCUUCGAGGCAGCUACAACAGGAGUAGCAGAGAUAAUCCUGCGGACACAGACUCAGUUGAGCCUCAAGUGUUUGGCAGCUAAAGCAGUGCAGAAGUACAACAUCCAGUACAUAGGUCAGGUGCCUCACUCGCUGGAGAGUUUCAUUGACCUGCAUGGGCCUGGGGAGGUUCCCCCCGGUGACGAGGCAUGAGCUAGCUAGAUACGAGAGAGAAAGCAGCAGAUGUGACCUGCAUUGGACUGAAUUGUAAAUAUCUACCAAGACAUCACUUCUCCCUACUUAGUUCCCACACACUCUAGUGUAAAUUGUAUUUUUUACAUUUUCAGAGAGAGAAAGCAGCAGAUGUGACCUGCAUUGGACUGAAUUGUAAAUAUCUACCAAGACAUCACUUCUCCCUACUUAGUUCCCACACACUCUAGUGUAAAUUGUAUUUUUUACAUUUUCAGAGAGAGAAAGCAGCAGAUGUGACCUGCAUUGGACUGAAUUGUAAAUAUCUACCAAGACAUCACUUCUCCCUACUUAGUUCCCACACACUCUAGUGUAAAUUGUAUUUUUUACAUUUUCAGAGAGAGAAAGCAGCAGAUGUGACCUGCAUUGGACUGAAUUGUAAAUAUCUACCAAGACAUCACUUCUCCCUACUUAGUUCCCACACACUCUAGUGUAAAUUGUACAAAAGUUUAUCUUUGAACUGCUAUCUAAUAGCAGCUGAGUUUAGAAGAGUUACAAAAAUAAAUGUUUCUGGACAAGCUCAAUGGUGCAUUUAUUAGUACGGUGAUAGCAACAUAAGGUUAGGUGCUGUUAUCGGGUGAUAUCAGGCAGUUGUGUUAAGCCUUAUUAAAAUAGAAGGAUAGUUUGUGUUGUUCCUUUCAAGUUAGAAAAGUGUCACUGAAGACUAUAUAAUAAAUUCACAAUAUUAACAUUAAUGAAUUUUAAAAUUGGUUUGUAAAUUUAAUUACAAUGCAAAUUUUAUUGAAUGUAGCAAACACUCAAUUAAUAAUACAAUCCCUUCUAUAAACUCAACAUCUUAUCCUAAGUUACUUACUACUGGAUAUGUAAUGCUCUGAGAUUAAAGCGUUGAUUAGCUCUGGGGACUCUGUUCUAAUAAGUAUUCUAAAUGUAAGACUAAUGAAGGUUUUAAUUUAUGGAGUGCAGAGGAUUUUAAAAUACUCAUAUUAUCAUUUAUAAGCUCCACUAAAGGCUGGAUUGAAUUUACCUUUUGUUCACAAUUUUCUUUUGAAUUUCAUUUUCAACAUACUUUUAGGUGGAGCUAGUUAGAGAGAGGUUAUGUUUAGAUUUUUAGCCUAUUGGGAAUACAUACAAUUAAUGUACUGUGUAAGAUCUUCUCAAAAUUUCCAAUUUUUGAACUUUAUUCUUUUAAUUUUACUCCAUCUUUGUUGUAGUAGAAGACCAUUAUUUAGGAAGUUUAUCAAUUGAAAAUAUGGGUAAACAGAGAUAAAUUUGCUAAAUCAAUAAAGUCAAUAUAAUCAUGAAGCUUCUAUCCCACAAAAACAUUGAUAUGGUUGUCAUCAAUAAUAAACAUUUUAAACUUGUGACAGGAACUACAUCCUAAUAUUUGUGUUCUUAGUUGACUUUAUCGUACUCGUGUAUUAUGAAUGUUCAAAUUGAUGUAGCGCCUAUUUUUAUAGUUCAUUUAGAAUAUUAGAAGGUUACAGUAAGAGAUGAUGAUAAGAAAUUGUUUGUAAAUGUUUGACUGUCCACUAUUGAAAUUUCUCCCAUACAAGGUUUUGUUAUAAGUAACCAUAGCGCACUAUGCAGGAAGGAUUUUGCAUUUAAGUAAAAAAAAUAAUGAAUAUCAAAAAAUUGUUCUUAGUUUACUUAAAAUCUAAUUUUUGAGUAAUAUAUAUUUCAAAAAUCCUUUAGUGCAUUUUUUGAAACUUGGCAAAUCUUUUACAUACAAAAUGGUAGCAAUUUAAUACUUUUAGGUAAUAUUCAUAAAAAUAAAAAUGAAAAAGAAAGUCAAUAGGUAUAAAAUCACCUAAAAAGAUUAAUUGUUUGCUAUUGUAUUUGUUAAGAACAGAUCAAAACUACUAUAUACUGAUAUUUUCUGUUAUGAAAUAAUAAAUUUAAAAGGAAUAUAAAGGUCCCAGUUUCUUUUUAAUAACAAUGAUCACUAUUUUCAAUUAUGAUAGGCGUAUAGUCCUCUGAUCUCUCUUGUGAAAUUUCAAAGAUUGUUUGUAUGUGUGGUAUUUACCAAGUUUCAAAAGAAUACAUUGAAUGGUUUUGAAGAAUAAUGUAAUAUUAAAAUAAUAAAGACAAAAUGGAAAAUUAAGAUUAAACUAAGUGAAAUUUUUUUAAGUUUUGGACAUUUUUGAGCUAUAUGUAUAAUCUUAUUCUGCAUAACACACUACAGUUUUUUAUGACACUGUAUGUAACGACACAUAGAUGUGGUUUAACAUUGUUGAUAUAGCUAAUUGAGACUGUUACGUUUUUAAGCAGCCCUAGGAUUUACAAGUGAGUUUUAAAGAUCCAUUAACUUUUCUUUUAUUAUGUCACCUAACAGAAGUUUGUAAUGAUGUACCUUCAAAACGUUAGUUGUUAAUAUACAUUAUUGAGCUUAUGUAUAGUGUUUUUAGUUUAUUUAUUUAAAAAAACUGUAUAAACUGUAUGUUUAAAAAUCACAACUUAUUUUUUAUCUAUAUAUGUUGUUAUUUUUGUAUGUUUAAUAUUAGAAUAGAAUUGAUCAUUUUAUAAUUUUAGACAAGCAUAUUAGAUGUGUGUUGAUUACCUGUUGCUAGAAGCUUGUGUUUUUUUGUUUGUUUUAUUUUAAGAUGUACUUUCCUUUUGUAAAAUGUACAUUUAUAUAUAAAAUACACCACUAUACAAUGAAUUUUACUGUAAGUUACUGACAGUCAGGACUUGAAACCUUAUUUUUCCUUGUUUAUAUAUAGAACUAGAACUUUCCUUGUUUAUAUAUACACCCAAAAUACAAUUUGGAACAGAAAGUUCAGUCAAUACACCAUUGAGCUUGUAGAUGGAUAUUAUUCUCGUAAAACAAUUGUAUGUAUUGUUACAAAGUCAGGUUGUCAACAGGAUCUUGUUCUGUGUCUGUGUAUUUGUGGCUAACGGUUGCACUGCUAGUACUGUAUGUGAAUGUGAUCUAUCAGAUAUAUUUAUACUGUCUUGGAUCUGUAGAUGUCCAUGUUGAGCACAAAACUGUGAGAAUUUAGUGAAACUAAGGAAGGUGUGGUAAUGUUCUGUGAUCGUUAUAACUGAGAAUGUUUAAAUAUUAGAGUAUUGCUGUUGAAGAGAUUUAAAAUGGUUAAAAUAUCAUGUCAUAAAAGAUAUUGUCUUUAUUCAUAAAAGGAUUUUAGUAUUUUACUUUCUGUUUUAUGCUUUUUUUUAUUGUUGCCUUGGUUGAAAUAUUGAAAAGAAUUGUUUUAUUAUUAUAUUUUUUAUUAAACUAUUGAAAUAUAGAUGUUUAUGGAAAUUCUUUGACUGUUUUAUUUAAUACUCUACUAUUUUAAUAGUUUUCCAUCAUUUAUACAAAACUAUCAGAAUUUUUUAGGAGUUUUCUUUGGGUAAAGCAUAAAAUUUACGUGUAAUAGAAAUUUAACAUUGAUACAUUCAAAUAGCUUUUUUGGUUUUAACUAUUUUGAAUCCCUUGAACUGUAACUAAGUGAUGUUAUGAUUUUGUAAUACAUUGAAGAGUUUUGAUAUAUAACAGUAGGAACAAAAUAUAAUUACUUUACAGCAAACGUUUUUAGUGUGUUAAUAGGUACAAUGAGAACACAACGUUUUGGCUUGCAUCUGGUUAUUUUCCAAUGCUGAAUCAGUUGUUGCUUACCUUGAUUGGACUAGUCGAAGUUCAUUCCUUCUUUUUAUUUAUUUGUUUUUACACAGACAUUAUUUAUAAAUGAUUUCAAUCUUAUGAGACAUUUGAAAUUCCAGACCAAUCUAGAAUGGGGAAUUGGAUAAUAUAUUUAGAAAUAUAGCCAUAACACAAAUACUUAGUUAUAAUGUGCACUCACCAUUGAAUCUGGAUUGUCAGUACACCUGGCCAAAAAAGACCUGUUAAAUACAAGAUUAUUACUGGAAACUUGUAUAACACGUUAAUAUCAGCAGAGUAGAUUUUUGCAAUGUAAUCUAAAAGUCCAUAGUUUAUAAACUGUUUAUUAUGUCGGAUGAAAUGGAUUUUACUCUCUCCAAAUAUGUCAUUAAAAAUAACAUGCUCUACUGACGUAACUCUAUACACUCAAUAACUUAUAUUCUUACUCCUUGCACAUUCAAAACAUAACCAUUUCUUGCAAAGAUCCAUCCUCUUGUUUUUUGGCCUACACUGUAUUUUUUUAUUUAUUUGAGUGUGCAUUUGACAAUGGCCAUAAUUGUGCGAACUGUGUCAUUCAUAAGAAUGGAUUGCUUCAGCUGUAAAUACAUAAUUUAAGAUUUAUAUUAGCAAUUCUAGUUCAAAAUAAAAAAGUUUUAAAUUAUUUAAAACUGUCAGUUUUUACAGUUUAAAAAUCUUGUGUUCUCAUUGCUACACUUUGUAUUCCUGGUAUUUUUUUAAAUUACUCAUGUUUGAGGACUAUAAUUUUUACAUGUUUUUAAAAUUGUAUUCAACAAUAUUAUUUGUUGAGUUUAGUCUGAGAAAAUAAAUAUGUGAGCUACCCAAUACUCUUUUCUAUGUUAAAGGAAACAUCGUGAAAGAGGUAAACUUGGUGAUAAUUUACCAAUAUUAUGUUUUAAACUUAAAUAAAGUUUUAUUUAUCCUGUUUGCCAUGUCAAUUGUUUGUUGAGUUUAGUCUG
Homalodisca vitripennis (glassy-winged sharpshooter) is the source of this 6876-nucleotide messenger RNA. RefSeq names its product protein fem-1 homolog B-like. NCBI's taxonomy places the organism in Eukaryota, Metazoa, Arthropoda, Insecta, Hemiptera, Cicadellidae. The record is from RefSeq and is a predicted model, not a curated record. The coding region runs from base 364 to 2304 and encodes 646 amino acids. The transcript has 14 exons. Gene Ontology annotation, molecular function: protein binding.